This is a messenger RNA of Macaca mulatta (Rhesus monkey), 2744 nucleotides long. Lineage: Eukaryota; Metazoa; Chordata; Mammalia; Primates; Cercopithecidae. The record is from RefSeq and is a predicted model, not a curated record.
UUUUACUCUUCCAUUCACCCAAGCUCCUUCUUUCUAGCAAAUCCCGUUUGUUGGCGGAUAAAAAUACAUCUGCAGAGUCUCCCGGAAGCUGCCCCAUCAGCCUCGUAGACAAGAAGCCUUGUUUUCCUGCACCGCCACAGAAAUGUCUUCCUCCUCCUCCUUCUCCGGCUCACUGGGAUCAAAGUCUUUUUCGUUCUUAGCUGGUUUUCCUUAGAGAAAAGCUGGAGUUCAGGGUUCAGUUCAGAGAGGGUGACUCCUUGAGGGCAGACCUAGAGGCGCCGCGCACCGGUUCCGCCUGCAGCCCGGGCAGAGCUGCGCCCCGGCUGCCUGCGCCGCGCGAGUCCGCCAAUAGCGCCGAGAAAUCCGUUACCAGGCGGCUGUGUCCCCAAGGGCCAUUCAGGGCGGAAGGGAGCAGGGAAAACCGCUGUGUUGAUUCCCGGGCGCUGUAGGCUGCGAGCGCAGAGGGUCAGGUUACAGGCAGGCAUAAAGGUUGAUAGGAACAAACAGAUAUAAUAAUAAAUGCAAAGCUUUCCUACCUCCCCGGUAGGGGCGGCGAGAAGAUGUAGCCAAUGUUCACUAUGCUGGCUUCCUGGAAAGAAUCCUUGGAAGUCUCCCGCCGCCUCGCCCUUCUGACCGCCCAGAUUUCAUCAAGCCCCGGGAAGGCUCCACAAGGUCCAGAGGAACUGAGCCAUUUUCUGGCUCGUCGAAGACAAAUCCACCCGGCGGGGGAGGGGGGCAACUCGUGGGAGGCCCCAACUCACCGGAAGGGUGCCCUGGGAGGCGAACCUGGGGUUUACUUCGAAGAGCUCGCCUCGAGGUGCAGGUGAUGGGAGAAUGGGGCGGGGGUUGAUUAAAAAAUGUUCUUCCUUUCUUAAAAAGAGGAGGGGGAAGAGCAGACUUUAAAUUCUUUUGCAAACAUUCAUGCCUAAGGAAGGGCUGGAACAGGCAGCCCCGGCCGCCGGAACCGGUCGGACAGGUAGCGAGCUUGUUGACACCGUUAUGUUGCAGGGCGCAUGCUCACUCCCAAGUUUCCUGGUGCCUUUUCUAUUCCACCUUAUGAAACUUUUUCCCCGGCGUGGUCUCACUCGCGAUUUAAGGCAUAGGUGUCGCCCAGCCGGGAGGCUGGGAGUCGCCAGGCGUGCGGGGGAGAGGCCUGGGCCGCGCCGCGGCGGGGGGUGGAGGAAGAGGGCAGGCGAGGCGGGAAGGUGGGCUCUGGCCGCCGGGAGCCGGGGACGGAGCCGCCGCCGUCGCCCCUAGCGGGGAGCAGCCGGGAGGAGGGGGCCGCGGUCGGGAGAGGGGACCCCACCAUGCCCAAAGUCUUCCUGGUGAAGAGGAGGAGCCUGGGGGUCUCGGUACGCAGCUGGGAUGAACUCCCGGAUGAGAAAAGGGCAGACACCUACAUCCCAGUGGGCCUGGGCCGCCUGCUCCACGACCCUCCCGAGGACUGCCGCAGCGACGGCGGCAGCAGCAGCGGCAGCGGCAGCAGCAGCGCGGGGGAGCCUGGAGGAGCCGAGAGCAGCUCGUCCCCGCACGCCCCCGAGCGCGAAACCCCCGAGCCCGGCGACGCCGAGGGCCCCGAUGGACACCUGGCGGCCAAGCAGCGCCCGGUCGCCAGAUCGAAAAUCAAGUUCACCACAGGCACGUGCAGCGACUCGGUGGUUCACAGCUGCGACCUGUGUGGCAAGGGCUUCCGUCUGCAACGCAUGCUGAACCGUCACCUCAAGUGCCACAAUCAGGUGAAAAGACACCUGUGCACCUUCUGCGGCAAAGGCUUCAAUGACACCUUCGACCUGAAGAGGCACGUCCGCACCCACACAGGGUCUCCUUCUCUGCCCUCUUUGCCUCCCAGUGCCUUCCUCAGCCUUCUCCCUGAGGCAGGGGCCUCACCAGCCUGCCCUGUUGCAGUUUCUAGAAGCCUGCUUGCUUCUAGAGGAAGGUAUUCGUCCCUACAAAUGCAACGUCUGCAAUAAAGCCUUCACCCAGCGCUGCUCUCUGGAGUCCCACCUGAAGAAGAUCCACGGGGUGCAGCAGCAGUACGCCUAUAAGCAGCGGCGGGACAAGCUCUACGUCUGCGAGGAUUGUGGCUACACGGGCCCCACCCAGGAGGACCUGUACCUUCACGUGAACAGUGCUCACCCGGGCAGCUCGUUUCUCAAAAAGACAUCGAAAAAACUGGCAGCCCUUUUGCAGGGCAAGCUGACGUCCACACACCAGGAGAAUACCAGCCUGAGUGAGGAGGAGGAGAGGAAGUGAGGAGAAGGAAGGGGAGGACAGACGUUCACACUGCCACGUAUGUCUACGUGGAUUUUUGGUUUUCAGCGUCCCCCACCCCGCUGGCUCUUCUUAAUUAGAAGUGACCAGUUCACCUCUGUGUCCUUUUGAAACAUCAGCAGUAGGGUCCGUUCCAAGGUUAUCAGUUACCGUAGUGACAUCAGGCCCUGUAACCUGUGUCCUGUCUGGCGCAGUUGCUCGCAUUCACCAAAGUUUGUUUUCAAUGAUCCUGAUGGCCAAGAACACCGUGUGGGAUUUUUUUUUCCCCCCAAGGAUUUUCACACAUGGAAGGAGAGGUAUUUCUUAGAGAGAUCAUCAUUUUAUGGUGCCUUGAAAUAAAAAUACUUCUACUUGAAAUGCUGUUUAAGCAAGGAAAAUGAAUUUUGUUAUUCUGAAAGAGUUUACAGAAACUAUUUUAAUAAAUGAAAUGUUCUUGUGAAGCUUUUAAAAGCAAAAUGGAACAUUGACCUACA